GCCAGUACCCCUUAUCCGGGUGUUGCCCCGCUGCCUCCGGCUUCAUUUCCCUCUAAAGCGCAGGCGCAAGCGCAUCCCAGGGCUUGCAGACCGGAAAGACAACUUCCCCGAGUCCCGCCUGCGUCCUCCACUGAUUGACAGCAAGAACAAACCGAUCAGCGUGCAGCAAACGAGAGUGGGUCCGCCCUGCUAGGACGCGCGCGCAACGCGCCUCGCUCCGGGCAUGAGGGACUGCGGGGUUUGGGGCCGCGUUCUUGGCGGCUGGCGGCGGGGAGUAGGGCUCCGCACGGAGACCAGGGACGCAGGGUUCGGCUCCGAGGCCCGGCAUCAGCCGCACCCUCAAGGCCCCGGCCGGGCUUCGGAGCCCCUCGGCGAGCAGCCUUUCCCGGGCCUGCAGUGGUCGGAGGGUCUUAACCGCGAAGAGCUGGUCGACGUGCUGAGGGAGGCCGUGGUAGACCAGAGAGGACCUCUCGUGGCACUCAACAAGCCGCAGGGCCUGCCGGUGACAGGAAAGCCAGGAGAGCUGACGUUAGUCUCGGUGCUGCCUGAGCUGAGCCAGUCCCUGGCGCUGGGGGCGUCGACACUGCAGGUUGUGCAGGCACCCGGGAAGGAGGCCUCUGGGCUUGUCCUCCUCUCCAGCUGUCCCCAGACGGCCAGCUUCCUAUACAAGUUCUUCACCCAAGCACGGAGAACCCAGAGACCCACAGCCACCUACUGGGCUGUCACCCACGGGGUCCCAGCCACGCCUGAGGGCAAGAUCCAGACAGCUCUGAGGCUGCAGGAGGUUGAUGGGGUCAGCCUGGUCAUCCCAGUCAAGUCCCCAACCCGGAAGGACAUCCUGGCAAAUGUCAAAAGAACCCUCAGCUACUUCCAUGUGAUGGCCACAGGCUCCGGCUGUGCCCUUGUCCAGCUACAGCCUCUGACAGGUUUCCCCAGACAGCUGCAGGUACACAUGAUGCUGCAGCUCUGCCCUGUGCUUGGGGACCACAUUCACGCAGCCCGCGUGGGCACUGUCCUGGGCCAGCGCUUUCUGCUGCCAGCUGAGAACACCAAACCCAGGAGACAGGUCCUGGACGCAGCUCUCCUCCAACGCCUUCGGCUGACCCCCUCACAGGCCGCCCAGCUGCCCCUGCACCUGCACCUGCGCCAUCUCCUCCUCCCGGGCACGGGGCCCAAGGAUGCCCCCAUCCAGCUUGCGGCCCCCCUGCCCACAUACUUCUCCAGGACCCUGCAGUGCCUCAGGCUGUGCCAACAAGAGCCCUCCGUGUGUCCCUGACGUCCUA
This is a messenger RNA of Ochotona princeps (American pika), 1283 nucleotides long. It is a transcript of the gene RPUSD3, whose product is annotated as RNA pseudouridine synthase D3. The record is from RefSeq and is a predicted model, not a curated record. The coding region runs from base 224 to 1276 and encodes 350 amino acids. Lineage: Eukaryota; Metazoa; Chordata; Mammalia; Lagomorpha; Ochotonidae. Gene Ontology annotation, molecular function: RNA binding; pseudouridine synthase activity. The transcript is spliced from 9 exons. Gene Ontology annotation, biological process: pseudouridine synthesis.